Molecule: messenger RNA, 1641 nt
Organism: Rotaria sp. Silwood1
Lineage: Eukaryota; Metazoa; Rotifera; Eurotatoria; Philodinida; Philodinidae
Source: the annotation of a GenBank genome assembly
AUGAAUGUAACAUCGGAUAUUGAUUUAUCAUCAUUUUUGUUUCAUUUUGAUCAUGAUAAAAAUCUUACAUUAUCAAUUAAUCAAGAAUCAAGUGAAACUGAAUUAAUUAAUAGUACAAUAACAACAACAACUACAACAACAAUAAUUACAACAUCAGUAAAUACAAUUCAUCGUUUAUUUAAUGAUACAAGAAUUUUUUCUUCACAUCGUCCAACAGCAACAACAAAAUCAUCAACUUUAUUUAAAAAAUAUUUCUUUUUUAAAACACCAUUUAAUCGUAUUAUGCGUAUUGUAGAAUUAUUUAUAUUAAGUUUAACAUUACCAUGUUAUGCUAUUGUUUUUAUACUUUUUAUUGAAUUAACUGUACAACGUAUUAGUUCAAAUACAGCUAUAUCCGGUGGUGGAUCACGUAUUCGAACUCAGCGUCGUCGACAACGUAUGCGUAGUCUUAUAUGGACAUCAAAUUAUUUACUUGUUGAUUUUCUUGGACUUUUAUAUGAACUUAUCUAUGUAAUCAUACAUUUAACAGGUGAUUUAGCACUUAGUUCAUUAGUUGGCCGUUUUUAUUGUCAAUUACAAGUUUAUCUUCCAUUGUAUUUAACUGUUCUUAUGGCUUAUAGUUUAACAGCAAUAUCUAUAUAUCGUCGUGGUCAUUUUGUUAAUUUAAAUAAUGAAGCAACACGAUCAACAAAACGAAGUAUGUUAUUAAUUAUUGCACUUUGGAUUAUGCCAAUAAUUACAUCAAUUAUACCAGCAUAUUUAUUAAUUUAUUUAAAAAUUCUACAAAUAAAACAACAUGAAGCAACAAAUGAAUGUCAAAUAUCUUAUACAUAUGGAUCAACUGUUGUUGCAAUCUAUAUGUGUUACAGACUUGGCAAUAUAUUUCUUCUUCCAUUAUCAAUUUCAUUUGCUUGUUAUUUGACAAUAUGUAUUGAUUUAAUACGUAUGCAACGACGUUUUAGUCGAGCAUUUCAACGUCAUGUACAUAUUCGAAAAAAUCUUAUUCUUCAAAUUUUAUUUUUAUUUCUUAAUUUUGCUGUUUUUUGGUUACCAGCUGAAAUAAUAACACUUUAUACUAAAAGUCGUCUUCUUAAAGAUACUGUACAAGUAACAAAAUCAUUAAAUAUUUUACUUGAUCCAUUAAUUAUAACUGGUUUUGAUACACGUUUUUCAUCAGCAGCACAACAUUUCUUAUCCAAAUGGCGUCUUGAUGAAUUUAUGGGUUUUUUUAGUUCAUAUCGUUCAAAUAAUUUAUCAAGUGCAUCAAUUCAACUGAUGUCAACACGUCGAGGUACAAAAAUGAAACGUUUAAAACAACCAAAAUUAGAACAUACUGUUCGAAAAACAACAACUCAACAACAAAUGCUGCCAUCAGUAACUUGGAAUUUAAUUGAUGAUAAUGAUAUAACUAUUGUAGAAUCACCAUCAAAUCAUAUAUCAGUUAUAAAUGAACAACGAUCAAAACCUAUUCUACAAUCGACUAUUCAAAGAAAACAACGACAACAACAAAGGAGAAGACGUCAACAAAAAUCCGAAUCAACUAAAUCUCGACGUGAACAAAUAAUCAAACAGCAACGAUCAAAUCCAAUACGAAUUAAAAAAACUGAUAAUUAUAUAAAAACAAAAACAGAACAUGUUUAA